Molecule: messenger RNA, 3150 nt
Organism: Chelonoidis abingdonii (Abingdon island giant tortoise)
Lineage: Eukaryota; Metazoa; Chordata; Testudines; Testudinidae
Source: RefSeq, a predicted model, not a curated record
ACAUUUCAAGCAUGUUAAAAUCAGAGAGAAAUGAAGCUUUAGUCUCCUCCUCCUGCAUUACGUCUUUAUUUGAACAAGUAUCGUGUUACUGUUCAUUUCUUAAAUGGUCUCGGUAGCUUAUUUAUGCCUGAUCCAGAUAAAUUUUUAGCAUAUUUGUUGUGGAGAGCUUGUCAGAAUGGCUGGCAGCGAAGAGACCCUUAAGAAAAAAUUGCAAGAUGAAAAUGAAAUUGCAGAAAGCCACGAAACCAGGUUCCGGAAAAGACUUCUACUUGCUGGAAUUGUGAAUGUUCGAAAUAUCAUUUUGAACACGUUGCAGCCGAAAGGAAUAAAUAUACUAAGAAGAACACUGACAGAUCAACAGAACAUCUCAAAAGAAUCACUGACUUAUUCUGAGAAGAUCCAAGAUAAAGGCAAAGAACCCCCAGAACCUUUAUGGACUACAUUUGCUGAUAGUGUGGUCAAGCUCAGAAUAGAUCACUCAUGUUCACAAACUCCAAUAACAGUUCAUCAGAUGUUCAAAGAGACUGUGGAUAAAUAUGGGCCUCUCAAUGCUAUGGCCAGCAAAAAGAAUGGAGAAUGGGCAAAAAUCACAUUUGCAGAGUAUUACAAUCUUUCCUUGAAAGCAGCCAAAAGUUUUUUGAAGCUUGGUCUUGAACGAUUCCACAGCGUAGCAAUACUUGGAUUUAACUCUCCAGAAUGGUUCAUUUCAGCUGUUGGGGCUAUUUUUGCUGGAGGAAUUGUCACAGGCAUCUAUACAACCAGCUCUCCCGAGGCCUGCCACUACAUUGCUUAUGACUGCAAAGCCAAUAUCAUUGUGGUAGAAAAUCAAAAACAAUUGGACAAGAUAAUGCAGAUCUGGAGUCAUCUACCCUGCUUGAAAGCAGUUGUGCUAUACAAUGACUCUUUGCCAGAGAGACAUCCCAAUUUAUAUACGAUGCAAGAAUUUAUGGAGUUGGGAAAUGAGAUACCAGAUGCUACACUCGAUGACAUUAUUAGCUCUCAAAAGCCAAACCAAUGCUGUGUGCUAGUAUACACUUCUGGAACAACUGGGAAGCCAAAAGGAGCCAUGCUGAGUCAUGACAAUAUAUACCUGGAUGUGCAACACAUGCAGCAGAGCGCGGGUAUUGCAACCAGCAGAAACCUAACCAGGAUUAUAAGUUCAGGCAGCUUGGUCAAUACACUGAAAGAAGCACAGCCAACAUCUCAUAUGGGAGUUCCACGAGUAUGGGAGAAAAUCAUGGAGAAAUUAAAGGACACGUUUGCUCAGUCGGGAUUUAUGAAAAAGAAAGUGCUAUCAUGGGCCAUGUCCAUUAGCUUAGAGAGGAACCUAAGCUGCUCAGGAAGCAGUGACUUGAAGCCCUUUCAAACAAGAUUAGCAGACUACUUAGUACUUGCAAAAAUCCGCAGUGCUCUGGGAUUUUCCAACUGUCAGAAGCAUUUCUCUGGUGCUGCUCCUCUCACUACAGAAACUCUGGAUUUCUUCUUGAGUCUGAACAUCCCCUUGUACCAGGCGUAUGGGAUGAGCGAGACCACAGGCCCGCACUGCAUGUCUGGGCCAUAUGUUUACAGACAUUGCAGCUGUGGCAAAGCAGUUCCUGGCUGCAAAGUAAAACUGGUGAAUGAGGAUGCAGAUGGCAAUGGAGAAAUUUGUUUCUGGGGAAGAAAUGUUUUCAUGGGUUAUUUAAAUAUGGAGGAUAAAACAAAAGAAGCCAUUGAUGAUGAUGGGUGGUUGCAUUCUGGAGACUUGGGAAGAUUAGACAAGGACGGCUUCCUCUAUGUUACUGGAAGAAUUAAAGAGUUAAUUAUUACAGCUGGAGGUGAAAAUGUGCCUCCAAUCCCAAUUGAAGAUGAGGUCAAAAAGGAACUGCCCAUUAUUAGCAAUGCUAUGUUGAUUGGAGAUCAAAAGAAGUUCUUAUCAAUAUUACUGACCUUAAAGAGUACGCUGGAUCCAGAUACGUCCGAUCCUACUGACAAUCUGACUGAGCAAGCCAGAGAAUUCUGCCAGAAAAUUGGCAGCAAAGCCACUACAGUGUCAGAGAUUGUGGCAACCAGAGAUCAGGCUGUUUACCAGGCCAUUCAAGAAGGAAUCAACAGAGUCAACAUGAAGUCCACUGCCAGUGUUCAGCAUAUUCAGAAAUGGACAGUCCUGGAAAGAGAUUUCUCCAUUUCUGGUGGAGAAUUUGGUCCUACCAUGAAAUUAAAACGACCAGCUGUGCUUGAAAAAUACAAAGAUGAAAUUAAUUCAUUUUACAAAGAAUAAAACUAGACUUCAUGCCAAGUAUUGUCUGCAAGUUUCCCAAGAAGCAAAACAAAUUCACCAACUCUGUGUUGCAGGAAACAGCUCCCAACAAAUGCAUUUGAGGAUUUACUUUUCUAGGCUAGCACUCCUACCGUUUGUUUUGCACCCUAUGCAACAGGCAUUAGAAGAGAAACAUCCAUAUAAAGAUCUAGUUGUAAUUCUGCCUGCAAAGUAAUAAAAUUUCUUGAUACAGAUAAGUAUUCCUACAGCCCUGUCAUUGUGAAUAUUUUACUUUGGGUCUUAAAUGAGUUAAACUUAAUGACAUAUUCAUGUGGAUAUAACUGUUUAUGGUAAAGAUGUAGCUCACAUUCUUAUAGGUUGGGUAAAAGAAUAAGAGAAGACUAAUCAACACCCUAAUUGAUAUUUCCUUACAGUUUUUAUAGUUCUGUAAUAGGCUAAACUGAUUAUAGUUUAAACAUUUGGUAGAUGUAACUAAUCAACUGGCACUGCUUAAUGAAACUGCUACAUCCUCAUAGUAUCAAUGGCCAUUGAGCCCUAACUGAAAUUAAAAGAUCAACCGUUCUAGAAUGUUUUCAGUGAGGAGCAUCUAAAUAGUCUUGUACCAAAAGAAAUGCUACACAUUGUGGCUUUAUUAAUUCCUCUUUCCAGCCUUGUAGUUUGUCAAGUGGGUUCUGAAUUGACCAUCCAAAAAAAAAAAAAAAAAAAUUGAAGAUUUUUUCAAUCUUUGGUUCAUGCUGAAAGACACUUUUGUUUAGCAUUUCCCAGAGUCAAGUGAUGACAGUUGGUGGGCAUGAUCAGAAAUAACAGCCCAGGAUCAAAACCAAGACCAGGGCAAAGAUUGUCUCACUCAACGCAGGGGACCUGAAUCAGAGUGGAUAAAAGUAAUGAUU